Molecule: messenger RNA, 1251 nt
Organism: Boleophthalmus pectinirostris (great blue-spotted mudskipper)
Lineage: Eukaryota; Metazoa; Chordata; Actinopteri; Gobiiformes; Gobiidae
Product: exonuclease mut-7 homolog
Exons: 12
Source: RefSeq, a predicted model, not a curated record
UCUAGGAGAAUUAGCAAUGGGAAAAAUUAGCCUACAUUUCCCGGUAGUUUACCACACUCAUGCUGUCACAGUUGACCAACUCCAGCCAACUAUCAAGCAUAUGAAGAAUGAGCCUUGUCCAUUUGGAUCUAGGAGGUCUUGACCCCGCCAUACUGAGAGACCAACUCUUGGAGCUAUGGACCCAGAAUGAUCUAAAGAUGCUACAUUUGGCUGCGCUCCAGGGCUUUUCAAAACUCAGCGAUCCCCUAGAGGCCAUCCUAACAAUCCUGGAGAGCUGUCCUGGCAAACAAAAAGGUCGGAGCCACACCCUUCGCUACCGCAUCCUCAUGGAAUUCCAGACAUGGAUGAAAGAACAUCCUCAGGUGAGCUUGAGUUCACUACCAGAACAACAAGCAUUGUCUCUCCAGCAGCAAGCGUUGCGCCUGCUUACAGACACACAAUCCAACUUUGUGGAAGCUCUUAUAAACAUCUACCAACUCAACACUCUGGAUUCGUCUGUGCUCAAACUACAAAUUAUCAGACUGCAAGCACUUAACUUUUAUAAAGAGGCCGUUGAUAUUGCCAUUAAAUUGAAGUUGCAGGAUCAACUAAGUGUGGAGGAGAUGUGUAUACCACUCAUCUUGCAAGAUAAGUUGUCAUUGGCAGAGUCAUAUGUAAAUGGCUAUAAACACCUUGUACAAGCACUUGUCACUCUGCUGGACUCCUGGUGCCACCCUGACUUUGACGUGAACCAGAUAAUCAUGCAGUUUCCACAGCUUUCCCUCUCCAGACAUCACAUGGGAGCAAUUCAACCCAAGAUGCUUACAAAACAUGUCAUAAGACUGGUGGAGAAGUACAAUAUUGAUCAAGCACUGUGCCCUAAUGCACUGUAUAAAAGGAGACUAGACUCUUUACGCUACCUCAUGUACAAGGCAUUUGUGGAGCAUGGAAUGACAGAAGAGAACUGGAGUGAUCUUGUGCAAGCUGUAAUAAAAGAUGACUUGGAGCUUCAGAUCCAGCUGGUGGACAUGUUAGUCAGGUAUACUUGUCUCCGCAAAGCAGCUCAAUGGUCAAUCAGAUACAAUAUCCCUCCAGAACGCUUACCUUGUGGAGUUUGGGAAACUCAGCAGACAUUACCUAAACAUUUACGACAUAUUCUUUUGGACUCAACCCAGAGUGAAGACUGGGUGCCAUCAUCGUCUUAUUGUGAAAAAUUUUACCAGGUCCCUCUUACGAGAGACAAAGUUAUAUUUGUAGAUACCCAAGAGGCUC